AAAAUUACUUCUUUUGAGGAGAAUUUAUUAGACCCCUUUUUAUAUGAUAUUGUUUUAAAUAAAUCAAUUAUACAAGUUGAUAUUUUCAAAUGAUAAUGUUGGGAUAUAUUAUCCCGGCCUAUUACUGUUCAGGAGCCCAAGACAUUAUCCAGUACGGAGCCCGAGCAGCUAGGUCCAUUUCGGCCCAUUCUGGCCCACUUUGGCCAUUAGGCCCGACAUCGGCCCGUUUGGCCCAUUAGGGUGGAGAGCCCCUUCUCCCCUUCCCCUAUUUAUAGGAGGUUUUCCCUCCAUGUAAAGGAUCCUUCCUUCUUUCUUCUUCUCCCUAGAAUAGUUUGGCAAGACUCCAUUAAAGGAGCUCAAAUUGUACUAUGUAAUGGUGAGGAGAGAUUAAUGAGAAUGAGAAUGCUUGGACAUUAGCCUAAAAAGUCCCGUGGUUUUCUCCCUUUCGGGUUUCCACGUAAAAACUGAGUUGUUCAUACACAUUUAUACAUAUAUUUACUAUAUCGUGUUGGAUUAAACUCAACACUGGCGCCCUGUGGGAAUCUGUCCAAAAAGAUUCGUGUGUUCUACUGUUCUUGAGUUUCUACGAAAAAUUCGUACGUAGUGGACUGAUUCUAGCAAAGAAAAAAAAGAAAGAAAAAAUCUGGAAUUUUGGUUUGGGGAAGCUCUGGAUAUGCCGCCAGCAGCUCCGUCCAACCGACCGAGGAAGAAGAAAAGCAGAAAGAAAGGUUCUGGGAAAAAAGAAGAAGAGAUGAAGUCCAGAUCUGGAAUUUUAUAGACCGUGGCCGGAGCAGCCGUCCGUACCACCGCGCGCUCCACCAAGAGCUCGCUGAUAUACGAUGCAAAAGCCGCCUAGCUUUUCCGGACCUCGUCAUCGCUAGCAGCGCCGCCCUACGCCUCCGUCGCGGUGCGCCCGCCGGCCUCAGCUCCCCCUCGCUGCUCGAACCUCAGAGAGGGUCCGCCAUUAAUGGCCGCUGAGAGCUCCAAGAGUGACAACCGUAAACCAGUGCACCCCCACGGCUCGAGGUUAGGGAAGUUUCGCCGGUUAUGCCGGAGUCCUGGCUAGGACCACGUGCACGCCACCGGUCUUUGUCGCUCCGCCACUAAUGCCGCCUGAGGCAGCCUUGUCCCGGCCGUCAUCAGCCGCUGCUGCGUUGCCACCGCUGCGUUGCGCACUACGUGGGCUCCCUUCGACCAGCUACAGCAGCUGAGUAGCAAUCGGGCUACAUAUUGGCAGUAGGGGUAGCUGCCAGCUUGCAAAAUGUGAAGGCUGGAUGAUUGGAGGCUUUUUGGCAAUUUUGACCAAGUCAAAAUCGGCAAGGAUGAGCAAAUUGUCUUCACAAGACCCCCUGGCCGAGUAUCAACUUGAAGCUAAGUAUUCAAUCUCCGAAUUCCAAAUUAAAGUACUUGGCUGAUAGCUUUAAAAUAGGAAAAAAAUAUUAGUCGGUAGUAUUGCUGGUAUUUUUUAUCACCAUUAUUUAUUAGGGAUUAAAACCCCCGAAAUUAAAUAAUGAGAGCGAUGCUCAAAGUGAUAAUUAGUUUUACCGUCAUUUAAAUUUAAUGACUGGUUGUUGUGUGCCUGUUGGCCCGCUCCUGAUCGGCUUUAAUUAGCGAACGGAGUAUACUUGAAUGGCCUUUGAUAGGGAAGUAUCAUUGCUAUUACCGGUUAUGUCACUAUUAUUUAUUAGGGAUAAAAUGUCCCGAAUUAAAUAAUACUGAGCGAGGCUCAAGUGAUGGUUAGUUCACCUAACAUUUUAUUAAGUAUUUGACUUCUUGUGGCCCCGAUGGCCCACUCUCGAUCAGCUUGAUUUGCGAUCUGAGCGUCUCCAGAGGGUAGUGCCCCGAUGACGCGUAUUAAUUUGGGGGGUUACGCAUUAGUCCGCACGACACCGAGUGCUCGAGCGAUGAUCGUACCCUGGUACCAUCUACGCCAUCAGGCGCAGAGUGACUAUUGCCAACGCGGCCUGUGGGGCCCGAAGGCACCAAAGCACUCAACCUCGUUUUUCCGGGGGCGGUGCGACCAACUUGGGUCUGAGUUUGAAAACUCACAGACCGAUGAAUAUCUCUAUGUGACGUUCGGCGGGCUGCUAAUUGGCCCCGCCGCGAGCUGCUACGUCCAUUAACCCCGCACGAUGAGCCGGGCCGAAGGUCACGGUGACCCAUAGGCCGGUAAUCGUGGGUGUUAGAAAGAAAACCAUGCAGAGAUGGUUAUGUGUGUAUACAUAUUGUCGGGUCGUGCGGCCCGUUACCACGCUUAUUGCGCAGCUGAAGCCGCUCGACGCGCUCGAGUGAAAUGAUUAGAAGAAGCUCGGCCCGAGUCUUGAAGACGUGCAGGGCCGGCUAAAGAGGAGACCAUCACGGCUGAGGAUCGUUUUCUCGAGCAUCUCCACCUAGAGGCCGAGGGCCUAGAGGAGACCACCACGGUUGAGAGCAGUGGGACGAGCAUCUCCACCCCAGAGACCGAUGGCCUAGGAAGAACACCUAGAGGCCGAGGUCUAGAGGCGAAUGCCAUGACAGAGAACCGUGAGACGAUCACCCGUCAUUCAGAGGCCGGGGGCCUAGAAGAGAUCGUCAGGGCCGAGGGCCGUCUGACGCCAUCAUUACAUCAUGACCGGCCCCUCGGCACGGCAUGAUCAUCAUAUUUGAAGACCGGCCUCGUCCCUGCACUGCGCGGAUGAGAGCCGUUGCUGGAUUGCAGGUCGGCCCCUCAUUGCCGACACUGCCGCAUCAUGUUCGGCCUCUCAUUGCCGACAUCAUCAUAUCACGACCGGCCUCUCGGCAUGGCGUGAUUAUCAUAUUUGAAGACCGGCCUCGUCCCCGCCCUCGCAGACGAGGGCCGUUGCUUGAUUCUUUCAGAUCGGCCUCUCAUUGCCGACACUGUCGUGUCAUGUUUGGCCCCCCGGCCCAACGUGAUUAUCAUCUUUGAAGACCGGCCUCGUCCCCCCCUCGCGGACGAGGACCGUUGCUUGUUUUUCUCAGAUCGGCCGCUCAUUGCCGACACUGUCAUAUCAUGUCCGGCCUCUCGGCCCGGCGUGCUUAUCUUUUGAAGACCGGCCUCGUCCCCGCCACCUCGCGGGCGAGGACCGUUGUUUGAUUUUUUCAGGUCGGCCUCUCAUUGCCGACACUAUCAUAUUAUGUUCGGACUCUCGGCACGACAUAUUUAUCUUUUGAAGACCGGUUUCAUCCCCGCGCUGCGUUGGAUGAGAGCCGUUGCUCGGAUAUAUCGGCCUGACCGGACACUAUUACCAUCUCCUCAUCAGGACCGACUGCUCAGCGACAUUAUGAUCAUUGUUUGUCGGCUCCCAAUGCCGACCCUCAUGAGUUUGCGAUCGGGCUCACGAUUCCCCUCCAGGAGGGUGACCAUCGCCUUCGCAUGACGACCAGCAUCUCCAUCGCCUCGUCAUUAUAUUCGUUCGCUAUGCCACCACCAUUAUGCGUGACAUCCCGUGAUCCCUGUGAGUUUCUUGGAUACCGAAUGUCUUCUUCGAUGUAGGAAGAUCGAUAGGACCACGGACCAGGGACGGACAAAGAAGAGCUAGGGAAUCUCGAUGUAGAUAAACCGGUUCCUCCUUGCGAGUUUCGCGGAUACCGAACGUCUCUUCGAAGCAAGAGCGCCGGUAGGACCAAGAACCAAGGACGAACGAAGAAUAUAGAUUGCCUCCCUCAAACAAAAAAAAAAAAGAUGGGGAGAAGAGGAGGGUAGCUCCUAUGUGGAAGGGAAUCUUGCCCGGGUUUUCCAGAUCUUCUCCCACCGCCGAAGACGAACGCCUCUCGAUGUAGAGGUUAGUAGAGACGCGGAGGGGGCUAGACGAACCAAGGGAGCCUUGCCAAGAUAAACUUGUUCAUCCCACAAUGACCAUGGAUCGAUGGACGUGGGAUAACAAAGACGGGAACCCGUGAGGGUAAACCAGUUCGUCCCUGCGAGUUCCUUGGGUACCGAACGUCUUCUUCGAUGCAAGAGACGCCGGUAAGACUAAAAGGACCAGGGACGAACGAAAAAGGGGGAAUCUCGAUGUAGAUAUACCUGUUCCUCAUUGCGAUGUCCGCGGAUACCGAACGUAUCUUCGAUGUAAGAACGCCGGUAGGACCAAGGACCAAUGACGAACAAAGACUAAAAGACUCCAAAAAAAAAAGAAAAAAAAAAAGAUGCUUGAAGAGCACGGAGCAAAGAAUGAUUUUAUCCCUUGGCACUAUUGGACGGGAAGUACAAACUGAAAAACAUAUGUAAAGAAUAAUUACAAAACUUAAGUACGAAGAAUGAAGUGGCCGACGACGAUCGGCUAAACAUCAGGCUUUCUUUCGCCUUGAACGACGGAUACCAGCUCCUCAGAUCAGGCAGAGGGACGGCGCCCAGGUCCACCCUCCCUCCCAGGAUGAAGUCCUGACAGACGAUCGGCUUCUCAGCGCCAUCGUGUCUCUUUCACGUUCGGAUCGCCCCAUUCCCUCCAGGAUGGCGACGAACGUCUUAUGCAGUGCGAUUGGCCCCUCAGCGCCAUCGUACCUGGCCUCACGGUUCGGCUCGCCCAUUCCCUCCAGGAUGGCGACGACCGUCUUAUGCGGUACGAUCGGCCCCUCAGCGCCAUCGUACCCAGCUCACGUUCAGCUCGCCCCAUUCCCUCCAGGAUGGCGACGAACGUCUUAUGUAGUGCGAUUGGCCCCUCAGCGCCAUCGUACCUGGCCUCACGGUUUGGCUCGCCCAUUCCCUCCAGGAUGGCGACGACCGUCUUAUGCGGUACGAUCGGCCCCUCAGCGCCAUCGUACCCAGCUCACGUUCAGCUCGUCCAUCCCUUCCAGGGUGGCGACGAACGUCUUCUGCAUCACGAUCGGCCCCUCAGCGCCAUCGUGUCCAGACUCACGGUUCGGCUCGCCCAUUCCCUUCAGGAUGGCGACGAACGUCUCUUAUGCAGCACGAUCAGCGCCCCAGCGCCAUCGUGUCUGGCUCACGUUAGGGUCGCCCAUCCCUUUCAGGAUGGCGACGAACGUCUCUUAUGCAGCACGAUCAGCGCCCCAGCGCCAUCGUGUCCGGCUCACGUUCGGCUCGCCCAUUCCCUUCAGGAUGGCGACGAACGUCUCUUAUGCAGCACGAUCAGCGCCCCAGCGCCAUCGUGUCUGGCUCACGUUAGGGUCGCCCAUCCCUUUCAGGAUGGCGACGAACGUCUCUUAUGCAGCACGAUCAGCGCCCCAACGCCAUCGUGUCUGGCUCACGUUCGGCUCGCCCAUUCCCUUCAGGAUGGCGACGAACGUCUCUUAUGCAGCACGAUCAGCGCCCCAGCGCCAUCGUGUCUGGCUCACGUUAGGGUUGCCCAUCCCUUUCAGGAUGGCGACGAACGUCUCUUAUGCAGCACGAUCAGCGCCCCAGCGCCAUCGUGUCUGGCUCACGUUAGGGUCGCCCAUCCCUUUCAGGAUGGCGACGAACGUCUCUUAUGCAGCACGAUCAGCGCCCUAGCGCCAUCGUGUCUGGCUCACGUUAGGGUCGCCCAUCCCUUUCAGGAUGGCGACGAACGUCUCUUAUGCAGCACGAUCAGCGCCCCAGCGCCAUCGUGUCUGGCUCACGUUAGGGUCGACCAUCCCUUUCAGGAUGGCGACGAAACGUCUCUUAUGCAGCACAAUCAGCGCCCCAGCGCCAUCGUGUCUGGCUCACGUUAGAGUCGCCCAUCCCUUUCAGGAUGGCGACAAAUGUCUCUUAUGCAGCACGAUCAGCGCCCCAACGCCAUCGUGUCUGGCUCACGUUAGGGUCGCCCAUCCCUUUCAGGAUGGCGACGAACGUCUCUUAUGCAGCACGAUCAGCGCCCCAGCGCCAUCGUGUCUGGCUCACGUUAGGGUCGCCCAUCCCUUUCAGGAUGGCGACGAACGUCUCUUAUGCAGCAUGUCUGCCUCUCGACGCUGACAUGCUCGAGUUCUCAUUGAAAGCUACCGCUCCUAUCACAUCUUGCAUUCCCUCUCUCAUACAUUGCACCCAUACAUUACAUGCAUUCAUGCAUCAUACCUCAUACAUUCAUACAUACACACGUGCAUCAUGUUUUGACAGUACCGCGACGUCGGUUUAUAGAUGCAUGGACCUCUAAGCUUCUCCGUUGGAAAGCUCGAGUCAGAGUCCUUUACUCUCGCCUGAUGCAUUCAGGGGGAGCGUGCCCGUGGAGGAGCACCCUUCGCCCAACCCCGUCGGGAACGGGGGUGCCUCACCGGCAGAUUACGUUCAGGAGUGUGGACAUCCACUCAUAUAUUAUGAUUAUUCGAAGACACAGGUUCCAGCUAGACCGAGGUAAAGCGCAGGCAAGAGUAUAUUUUCUCGAGCAGAUUCGCACGCUCACUACUCAAGAAACUGGGGGACUUGUGUUGGGAUAUAUUAUCCCGGCCUAUUACUGUUCAGGAGCCCAAGACAUUAUCCAGUACGGAGCCCGAGCAGCUAGGUCCAUUUCGGCCCAUUCUGGCCCACUUUGGCCAUUAGGCCCGACAUCGGCCCGUUUGGCCCAUUAGGGUGGAGAGCCCCUUCUCCCCUUCCCCUAUUUAUAGGAGGUUUUCCCUCCAUGUAAAGGAUCCUUCCUUCUUUCUUCUUCUCCCUAGAAUAGUUUGGCAAGACUCCAUUAAUGGAGCUCAAAUUGUACUAUGUAAUGGUGAGGAGAGAUUAAUGAGAAUGAGAGGGCUUGGACAUUAGCCUAAAAAGUCCCGUGGUUUUCUCCCUUUCGGGUUUCCACGUAAAAACUGAGUUGUUCAUACACAUUUAUACAUAUAUUUACUAUAUCGUGUUGG
Cuscuta epithymum is the source of this 6750-nucleotide messenger RNA. NCBI's taxonomy places the organism in Eukaryota, Viridiplantae, Streptophyta, Magnoliopsida, Solanales, Convolvulaceae. The record is from the annotation of a GenBank genome assembly.